Vigna unguiculata (cowpea) is the source of this 1842-nucleotide messenger RNA. Its product is annotated as shaggy-related protein kinase epsilon. Gene Ontology annotation, biological process: signal transduction; peptidyl-threonine phosphorylation; cell differentiation. Gene Ontology annotation, cellular component: cytoplasm; nucleus. Lineage: Eukaryota; Viridiplantae; Streptophyta; Magnoliopsida; Fabales; Fabaceae. Gene Ontology annotation, molecular function: ATP binding; protein serine/threonine kinase activity. The record is from RefSeq and is a predicted model, not a curated record.
UAAUCUAUUCAUUCCACACGAAAGCUCGUAACUCAGUCAAACCCGCAAGAUUAGUCUCUCAAACUAAAACUCACACUCACUCCCUCACGCGCUUUUCUUUUUCUUUGAUGAAAGAAAUCAUUUUUCUUUUUCCGGAGUAAACUUCGUUCCUCUCUUUCUCUCUCACACUCUCUCUCUCUCCAAGUGGAGUUUUCAUUUGGAUGGGAAAAUGUGAGGGUCUCGUGGCAUUUUAGGCAGGUUAAGGGUCUUCUUGGUUGUGUUGUUGCUGAUCUACAGUGUUGAGAUUUUGAUAAACUGAAAAGGUCUGAUUCUAUCCUGGUUCAGCAUAUAUGGCCUCUACUAUUGGAAAACCGGGUGAUGAUUCCAUGAUUGUUGAAAAGCUCCCGGAGGAGAUUAAUGAAAUGAAGAUCAAGGAUGAAAAGGAAAUGGAUACUGCAAUGGUGGAUGGAAAUGGAACUGAAACUGGCCGUAUUAUUGUGACAACUAUUGGUGGUCGACAAGGUCAACCCAAACAGACUAUAAGUUACAUGGCAGAACGUAUUGUUGGACAAGGCUCAUUUGGUAUUGUGUUUCAGCAUAUUUGUUUUGCAGGCUAAAUGUCUUGAAACUGGAGAAACUGUAGCAAUCAAGAAAGUUUUGCAGGAUAAAAGAUACAAGAAUCGUGAAUUGCAAACAAUGCGCCUUCUUGAUCAUCCAAAUGUUGUAUCACUAAAACAUUGCUUCUUUUCUACCACAGACAAAGAUGAACUCUAUCUCAAUUUGGUACUUGAAUAUGUACCUGAGACUGUAUAUCGUGUGGUGAAGCACUAUAGCAAGGCCAAUCAGCGGAUGCCCCUAAUAUAUGUUAAACUUUACACGUAUCAGAUUUGUAGAGCAUUGGCUUAUAUUCAUGGAUGUGUUGGAGUGUGCCACAGGGACAUUAAGCCACAGAAUCUACUGGUAAAUCCUCAUACACAUCAGGUCAAACUUUGUGAUUUUGGGAGUGCAAAAGUUCUGGUCAAGGGUGAACCUAACAUAUCGUAUAUCUGUUCUCGAUACUAUCGAGCACCUGAACUAAUAUUCGGAGCCACUGAGUAUACUACUGCAAUUGAUAUGUGGUCUGUUGGUUGUGUGCUGGCUGAGCUACUCCUAGGGCAGCCUCUGUUUCCAGGAGAUAGUGGAGUUGAUCAACUUGUUGAAAUUAUCAAGGUACUCGGGACUCCAACUCGUGAGGAAAUAAAAUGCAUGAAUCCAAAUUACACAGAGUUCAAGUUCCCUCAAAUCAAAGCUCACCCUUGGCAUAAGAUAUUCCACAAGCGUAUGCCCCCAGAAGCAGUAGAUCUUGUUUCAAGGCUUCUCCAGUAUUCUCCAAAUUUACGAAGUACUGCUUUGGAUGCAUGUGUUCACCCAUUUUUUGAUGAACUCCGGGACCCUAAUACUCGUCUCCCUAAUGGGCGCCCUAUGCCACCGCUCUUUAAUUUCAAACCUCUAGAGCUGAAGGGAGUGACUUUGGAGCUGCUAUGCAAACUUGUUCCAGAACAUGCUCGGAAACAGUGUCCAUCGCUUAAUUUCUAGACAGCUAACAUAACCUUUGAAUCUGGAUUACUAUUAUGUGGAUCGGCUGCGAUGUUUUGUCAUGUUUGUGUUUCAUGUUUUCUUUAUAAAUUGAAAAGAAAUUACAUUUUUUUAUCUUUACAGUCAGAUACUUGGCUGACUAUUGCAUUUUCUUCUUAUCAUUCCCUGUUGUCCGUGAAGACAUUUGCUGUGUAUCGUUUGUGGUCUUUAGUUAUAGCACUUGCACUAUUUAUAAUUUGAAGAUAUUAGUUGGUUUAACUAGUAAAAUUAUGUGGACUUAAGAUCUCA